This is a messenger RNA of Vicia faba (fava bean), 462 nucleotides long. NCBI's taxonomy places the organism in Eukaryota, Viridiplantae, Streptophyta, Magnoliopsida, Fabales, Fabaceae. The record is from the annotation of a GenBank genome assembly.
AUGUUUGGGACACGAAGUUAUUCAAGCAAUAGUGAUACUCAAAUGAGAUUUGGAGGGGUCCCUUACUAUGGAAGAUUGAUAACCAUUAUUAUGCUUUCCUAUGAUGGCUUUACAAUGCCCAUGUUUAAAUGUGAUUGGGCUAAUACCACAAACCCAAGAGGCAUUAAAAUAGAUAAGUUGGGUUUUACCUUUAUAAACUUUGCAAGACUACUACAUAAUGGGGAACAUGAAGAUAAUGAUCCAUACAUUCAAGCAUCAGAAGCUCAUAUGGUUUUUUAUGUGGAUGAUGAGAGUGAACAAGGAUGGAGCAUACCUGUUCAUUUGAAGCCAAGAGACUUGUAUGGCAUGGGUGGAAAUGAUGAAAUUAUGACACCCAUUGAGCCAUAUCCAUCACAAAAUUUGGAACAAUUUUUUUCGAAUGAUGAUCUUGGAACUUCAGCGGCAAAUGAUGAGAAUAAUUAA